This is a messenger RNA of Ostrinia nubilalis (European corn borer), 3189 nucleotides long. It is a transcript of the gene Rbcn-3B, whose product is annotated as WD repeat-containing protein 7-like. Gene Ontology annotation, cellular component: cytoplasm. NCBI's taxonomy places the organism in Eukaryota, Metazoa, Arthropoda, Insecta, Lepidoptera, Crambidae. The coding region runs from base 163 to 3189 and encodes 1008 amino acids. Gene Ontology annotation, molecular function: protein binding. The transcript has 25 exons. The record is from RefSeq and is a predicted model, not a curated record.
CAGCUGUCAAAAUCUUGCAGCAGAUUUUUGUCGAUAUCGAAGUUGAAUAUUGUUUUUUAUAAUUAAAUCUGAUUUGUUCGGCUUUUGUUGCAGCCCAUGGGUGCUUGAUAUUUAUCCGCGCAAAUACACGCCAGUUUGCGAUCACUGCUAUUACCAGACAAAAUGCCAGGCACAAAUCUCAUAGUGCCGGUAGUGCUAUGGGGCAAGCAUGCUCCUACCCACUGCAUUUCCUCCAUCUACCUGUCCCGCGACCAGAAGACACUCGUAACCGGCUGCUAUGACGGCCAGAUCUGUAUCUGGCAGGUGCACCCGGAGACGUUGAAAAUGACACCUAGGUGUUUGCUGGUCGGGCACACCGCUCCGGUUACGUGUUUGUCCAGAGCUUCGAUUAUACAGGAUAACAACUUCAUCGUGAGCUCUUCGGAAGCCGGUGAGAUGUGCACUUGGGAUCUGGUCGAUGGGAAGUGUAGAGAGAGUGUUAAACUGACUCAAGUACACACUAAUAUUCAGGCUUACCACAUGUGCAAUAGUGAUGACCUCAGGCUCUUCUGCAAUGGAUAUUAUGCGGAGAUACUUAUCAUGGAUCCAUUUUCACUGGAGAUUCUCUUCUCGCUCAGCUCCAAAAUGAAUCCUGAUUGGAUAUCUGCAUUGCAUGUUUUACGCCCAUCAUCUCGUAAAGACGACGUCGUUCUCGCUAUAUCCAUUACUGGGACUGUUAAGGUCUGGUCACUCCUAGGCCACGAGAACAAGCAGUCGGAGCCGAUAUACGAGAACGAGUCGAAGCAGAUCCGUUGCCUCAACGCUUUGUCUCUUAACUGCUGCGCAUACAACCAAAGGACCGUGCUAAUCGUGUGCGCCAAGUAUUGUCAGAUAUACGACGCAGGCGAUUUCUCAGUCCUCUGCUCGAUACAAGCGCCCCAAGGCGAGCGUUGGAUGUCAGGGGACUUCCUAGCACCGGACCGGAUCCUCGUAUGGUCCACAGAAGGCAAGGGAUAUUUGUACAAACUGCCCGCCAAUUCUGUGCCUGAUCAUAAGGGUUUCCAUGGACCGACUGUUGACCACGAUAGCCCUGUGCUAUACAGCAUUCUGGCUCACACCAAUGAAGAGCUGCUAUCGUGCCCGCCAGCCAUGCGUUUCGUAAUCACCUCCGCCGGAGGCACGAGCCGCCGUCGUCUGUUACGAGGUGACUCGGCCGGCGUGGUGUCGGUAUGGGACGUCGACCAGGCCGCUACGGCCGUGCCUGACCAGAUGCCGACUCAUCCACCAAUAGUGAUGACGAGUUUGGAGAUGGCCUGGGCGGAAAUGAACCCGCAACCCGUCGGGAUCUUGGACCAAUUGAACCAUCCGGAAGACCCGGAAGUGAAGCUAACAGCAUCGAUAUACCUACUAGCAGCCAACCGACUAGUAGUAGGUCGUGACGACGGUUCCAUAGUGAUAGUGAAUGCAACGCACACUGUGCAACUGCAAUUGUUGCACGGCACGCACCAGCAGUAUGACGAUUGGACUCGACACCAAGUACUUUUAGGACACAAUGGUAGGGUGAACUGCCUUCUCUACCCCCACCAUAUACACCCUAGAUACGACAAGGCGCACCUCGUCUCCGGAGGCAUAGACUUCGCGGUUUGCCUAUGGGACCUGUUUACUGGCAACUUACUGCACAGAUUCUGCGUGCAUGCUGGAGAAAUAACGCAGCUUAUCGUGCCGCCCAGUAAUUGUACUGCUCGCAUACAGAAAUGUAUCUGCUCAGUGGCGUCGGACCACACCGUUACAUUGCUCAGUCUAUCCGAGCGCAAGUGCGUGACUCUGGCCUCCCGCCACUUAUUCCCGGUCGUCAGCAUCAAGUGGCGGCCCUUGGACGACUUCAUGGUGGUGGGCUGCAGCGACGGCACCGUCUACGUGUGGCAGAUGGAGACCGGCCAUCUGGACCGGGUGCUGCAUGGCAUGAUAGCCGAAGAAGUGUUGGCAGCGUGCGACGAGACGCUAGCAGACGACCUGGGCGGCUCCCUCGCGUCGGGCACCAGCGACCUGCAGGGACUGGCUAACCCCGCUGUCCAUUUCUUCAGAGGAUUACGCCAUCGCAACGUGGCCGCUAUGCGAGCGGCAACGCAAAGAGGCCUCGCUGCGUUGCAGGGCCCGGGCCACGCGAGCAACGCCGGGCCGCUAGCCGAGCCCGCCCGGGCCAGGCGGGCUCAGCUCACUAUACAAGGGUUCCGAUCUAACCCCAAAGAUCCUGAGAGUCACAUCCUAUUCUUCGACAUCGAGGGUCUGAUUGUGGAACUCCUCAGCGAGGAGUAUUCUGCCAUGAGUCCGGCCAGCUUAGAGGCUGCCGGUCUAAUCACGAGCGAGUACAUAAGGGUGGCAGCACUGACGCAGAGCGCCAGUCCGGACGCGACCAAACGGAUAUCCGAUUUCUUCGGACGAGUGAAAGACAAGGCUGGCGAUAUGGAACGCCUGUUGAAAGAGAAGGACAAACAUGGUAUCCUGGCCAAGAUGAAGGAAGGCGCUGAGAACAUGCAGGUGAAGUUACAAGCGAAGGCUGAACAACUGAAAGGGGCGUCAGAGAAAGAUGAAGGCACCCCAGGCAAGAGGCAGAGACCCAAAGACAUCGCAAUGGCGGAACCUCCGCACACAAUGGAAAUCGCCCAGAUCCUGAUCUCGUUGCUGCACGCGUGGGGACUCGAUCCGGAUCUGGACCGCGUGUGCGAGGCCAAGCUUGGCCUGCUGAGACCUAUGCCUCCGCACACGAUGGCGAUCGCCCAGAUCCUGAUCUCGUUGCUGCACGCGUGGGGACUGGAUCCGGAUCUGGACCGCGUGUGCGAGGCCAAGCUUGGCCUGCUGAGACCCAUGCCUCCUCACACGAUGGAGAUCGCCCAGAUCCUGAUCUCGUUGCUGCACGCGUGGGGACUCGAUCCGGAUCUGGACCGCGUGUGCGAGGCCAAGCUUGGCCUGCUGAGACCCAUGCACACGAUGGAGAUCGCCCAGAUCCUGAUCUCGUUGCUGCACGCGUGGGGACUCGAUCCGGAUCUGGACCGCGUGUGCGAGGCCAAGCUUGGCCUGCUGAGACCUAUGGCAAGAAGCUACAUAUUGUUUCCAGUCCUUUCUUCAAUAUCUCCAAUUCUUCAGUCUUCAUACGAUGGAGAAUCUAGCUGCUGCUUGCACCAACCUGUGUCUACUCCGACCCAUGGUUAA